Messenger RNA from Sebastes umbrosus (honeycomb rockfish), 2616 nucleotides. RefSeq names its product glycine receptor, beta b (gene glrbb). Bases 536 to 2026 code for a protein of 496 amino acids. The record is from RefSeq and is a predicted model, not a curated record. Gene Ontology annotation, biological process: nervous system process; regulation of membrane potential; signal transduction. The transcript has 10 exons. Gene Ontology annotation, molecular function: neurotransmitter receptor activity; transmembrane signaling receptor activity; extracellularly glycine-gated chloride channel activity. Gene Ontology annotation, cellular component: postsynaptic membrane; synapse; neuron projection. NCBI's taxonomy places the organism in Eukaryota, Metazoa, Chordata, Actinopteri, Perciformes, Sebastidae.
UGCACCCAUCACGUAAAUGGGAGCAUUUUCCUGCCGUCACGUCAGCGUUUAGCAGCGAGGAUGCUCUGUGUGGAUGGAUGCUGUGGAUGCUGGGAGGCGGCUGUCCGUGGUGCUGAUGAUGGGAGGACUGAUGAUGCUCUCCGGCUCCGUGCAGCCGCUACUGCGCAUGUUGCAUGACAGGUACCACGCAAAAAAAAAAAAAAAACGCCUCCAUCUUGGAGCUUCCAGAGCUGAGGCGAAAAAAAGGGCAGCAGCCAUAUAUACACACACACACACACUGCUUUCCAAAAUAACAACAAACCGGGCGCGGUAAUAAAAAAAAAAAAAUUGGCAAUCUGCCGAGAUGUAACUUUCCCAACAAAUCAAGUGAACAAAACAAGCUUCAGCAGGAGGAUGAGGAUGAGGAUGGAGAAGAAAGACAGCGAGCGGUGUGGGAGGAUCUGGUAACUGACUGUUUUCACUGACAGCUUCACUGGCUCCAGCUUUUCUUCUGCAGGAAUUGACAGGUGACACAAACGACUCAUCUCACACCAGAAUGGGCAUUAAGAAGCUCGCCAUCUUUCUCCUGAUGCUCUCUCUUUGUCUAGAGGGAGCGUCUGCCAAAGAAAAAGGAACAAAGAAGGGACGGAAAAAAGGGAAGCAGGUUUACUGUCCAUCACAGCUGUCAUCUGAGGAUCUGGCCCGAGUCCCUGCCAAUUCAACCAGUAACAUCUUGAAUAGGUUACUGAUCACCUACGAUCCCAGAAUAAGGCCCAACUUCAAAGGAAUUCCUGUGGAAGACAGAGUGAACAUUUUCAUCAACAGUUUUGGCUCCAUCCAAGAAACGACCAUGGAUUACAGAGUCAACAUCUUCCUGCGGCAGCGCUGGAACGACCCCCGGCUUAAGCUACCGCAGGACUUCAAGUCCGACUCUCUCACCGUCGAUCCAAAGAUGUUCAAGUGUCUCUGGAAACCCGACCUGUUCUUCGCUAACGAGAAGAGCGCCAACUUUCACGACGUCACCCAGGAAAACAUUCUGCUCUUCAUUUUCCGUAACGGAGAUGUCCUCAUCAGUAUGAGGUUGUCCGUCACCCUUUCCUGUCCGCUGGAUCUCACAUUGUUCCCUAUGGACACACAGAGGUGCAAAAUGCAACUUGAAAGCUUUGGCUACACCACAGACGACCUGCAGUUCUUCUGGCAGACAGGAGACCCGGUGCAAAUGGACGCCAUCGCUCUGCCACAGUUUGAUAUCAGACAAGAAGAUAUUGAUUAUGGGAACUGCACCAAAUUCUAUUCGGGAACAGGGUACUACACUUGUGUGGAGGUUAUCUUCACCCUGAGGCGACAGGUCGGCUUCUACAUGAUGGGUGUUUACGCCCCCACACUGCUCAUCGUGGUCCUCUCCUGGCUGUCCUUCUGGAUCAACCCUGAUGCGAGUGCAGCCAGGGUGCCUUUGGGCAUCCUCUCGGUGCUCUCUCUGUCCUCUGAGUGCACCUCCCUGGCUCAGGAACUGCCCAAAGUGUCCUACGUCAAGGCCAUCGACGUCUGGCUCAUCGCUUGCCUGCUGUUUGGUUUCGCCUCGCUGGUGGAGUACGCCGUGGUUCAAGUGAUGCUCAACAGCCCGAAGCGCAUCGAGGCCGAGAAGGCCAAGAUUGCAGCCAAGGAGAAGGCUAUGGGAAAGAGCCCCACUGCCAAGAACAACACGGUCAACGGGACCGGAGGGACGCCGCUGCAUGUCAGCACCUUGCACGUGGCGGAGACUCGCUGUAAGAAGGUGUGCACCUCCAAAUCAGACCUGCGGACCAACGACUUCAGCAUCGUGGGCUCGCUCCCGCGGGACUUUGAGCUGUCAAACUUUGACUGCUACGGGAAGCCCAUCGACAUCGCAAGCGCUCACGGCAAAGCCCUGGCCAAGCACAACAAGAGACCUCCUCCUCCGAAACCAGUCAUCCCCUCUGCUGCCAAAAGGGUCGACCUGUACGCUCGAGCCCUCUUCCCUUUCACCUUUCUCUUCUUCAAUGUGGUUUACUGGUCCGUAUACUUGUGAUUGUUUUGAAAUACUUGUAUUGUUAACCCCCCCACUUCCCUCCCCCGAGUUAUUUAUUGAUCUGAUUAUUUUCAAAAAGUUUAAUUCCAAAGUGAACCCGGAGUGUGUUUAAGGCACACUAGUAUCCUGGUUUUCAGUCUUAGGCUCUGAUCAGACAGGUGAAAAACUCAAGGCGCACCGCACUGCCAUUUUGGUGCCCGAUCAGACAGAGCGUUUUUUGCAGUUUGCUGCAUUUUUUUAUUAGUCCAUUUUUCUAUAUUGCUUGGCAACCAGCAAAUGAGUGCUAACAACAGUUUAAAUUAAUGAAAACAGCUUACCCGGAAUCUUAAAUACCGCACUAAUUUGUGCACUGCUGUUUUCUGCUCAGAUCAUAGUAACUACUGUUGGUUAAGUCAAACCUUAGCUCCGGGUAUCCAGCAAAAGUCACCACAGUGAGAAAAAACGCUAAUGACGUCAGACGCUUUUCCCAGCCCAGUCGCACAGCAGUUAGUCACGAAAUUGAAUGUAUUGAUUCGUAUACUAUUGAUUGUUGCCUAAACCUAACCAAGUCCAUCUAUUCCUAAACCUGACUAAGUAGUUUUAUUUUGAAA